Molecule: messenger RNA, 1098 nt
Organism: Symbiodinium natans
Lineage: Eukaryota; Dinophyceae; Suessiales; Symbiodiniaceae
Source: the annotation of a GenBank genome assembly
AUGGCAUGGCCAUCCUCCGCAAGUGAAAAUCCAUUGGCACCGCGAGUCCCCGGCGACGUCCUAGUGUUCAAAACCUCGGCAGAUGCAGGAUGGGAGUUACAGGCGAACCUCACGCAAAUAGCAAGCCAGAACGUGACCUUGCCAAAUGAUUGGGUAUCAAAUGUAGCCCUGAGUAGUGAUAUCGUCGUGGCCUUCGGCGUGGAUGGACUUAGCUGCAUCUACACCUUCAAGCGCGACGGAGCUUCCUGGAUUUUCUUGGGAAAGCAAUGUGUUCCCGAUGACACCACGUCCAUGGCUCUCGGGGGAGACUUACUCGUCCUUGGGGAUUACGGUUCCCAGACCUUCCAGCUGCAAGGAUCAAUCUGGUCACUUGUGCCCACCGCAGAACUGCAAGGGCAAUCAAGCCUCUACAAAACCGACGGUCGGACUUUAGCGUUUCUGGGAGACGUGGUGUCCGUCUACCACUGGGCUGGGAGCUUCUGGUCCAACGUGGCAACCAUCCCAGCCCCCAGCAAUCCGGUAGUGGGUCUCGGAGUGGACGUGGACGGAGACUACAUCAUUGCGGCAUGGAUGUCCUUUGCAGAUGCAAAUUAUGUGACGGUGAUCUACGAAGAGCAAGGCGGGCUGUGGCCAGAAGUCUUCCGGAUCAACCACGGCGAUCGGCAACCGACGCUAGUCGGAGUCUCAUCCUCCGGCAAGGCCGUCGUGGGUCGUGCGGAUGCUUACUUCUCCACAGUGACCAUCAUAGAGGUGGGUUCCAACGGAACAUGGGCCGUGACUCAGUCCUUCAACUUCGACCGACCGUACCCCUCUGCUGGUUUUGCCAGCGCAGCGAUAUCAGCGACUUCGCUUGCCUUGGCAGAGUGGGUGCCCAUAGAUGCAAUUGAGCAAAGGUCCGUUGGAAGGAUCUUGGCAUGCAACAGCACGGCCUUGUCCGCGACCACCAGCGUGCCUUUGCCGCAUUAUCGGCCUUACUAUCGGAGAUGCUACCAUCCUAGAUGCCGUAGAAGCCAUCGUCGAGGCCAGGAUGUGUUCAUAGUUCUGAUCUUGCUGAGCAGCUGCAGCGGCGCAGCAAGUCUAAAUGAUGUGGAGAUCUAG